AUGGAAUCAGAAGAACGGGAUUCUCCACGCGUAAAGUUUGAUAGCAAUAAGAUGAGCCAGACGAGUCAGCACGAUGGUAGUGUCGUUGGAGUUAAAGACGCAUCGGAAUCUGUUCAGAACGUACCAAAAUUCAUUUACAACGGGUAUGUCUGCAACCUCCACAAUCUGAAAUUCAGCCAAAGCGUGCGUCUCCCAGAUCCCAAUAAUCCGGCCAAAAUAGUCACUACGACGUCGACGACUACCUUCUCAAUGGAUAGGCAGAUGGCUAAGGGUGUUUGUCAAAUAUUCAUGGAUGCGCACCUCAUUGAGAAUGCAGCUGAUGUCAGCGUCCGAUCGUUUAAAGAUAGGGGGAUCUACAUGCUCACUGGAAAGGGGUUGCAUGUGCUUGAGCGUUUUAUAUCCAAAAAUGGUAUCAGCGCUGAGCACCUCAUUGGUGUGUUCUCCACGCAAUCCAUAUGUCUCAAGCUGCUCCACCUCGAAAGACGUCCGAUUGACGAUGAGAUACUCAUCAACAAGCAGAUAAUCCAUGUCGUUUUCAGACGUUUUGUUGGCAGGCAGCCUAAUUAUCACAUAGCGGGUGGUGUUGAUAGGAGCAAUGGGUUGGGCGUGAGCGAUUUGCACGUUUCGAAGGGCAGUGUUACCACCGAAGCUGCAGAGGGCGACGUGCAGCACACAUUCAACUCCCUCAACGCCCUCGCCUGGCUGCUCGACUUUACCACUAUCGCUGGGCGUGACGAGGCCGCGGAGACGGCUGCCCACUUUGUCCGCUAUGGCUUAAUAGCGCUGGUGAGCGACAAGGGGAAGCGUGACGACGAUCUCGUUGUGACUGUCAACUAUAUCAACCAAGGUAGCGAGAGUAUAGACUGCGAAUUUAGAGCUGGCGCUAAAUGCACAUACGGAAUUACAGCUGCAGGAAGACGCGUGGCGUUAUGGGAGACAGGCUCGGUGGGUUCAGUGGGCUCGCCGAACGAGUCGGUAGAGUCUUUCGACCACUCCUCCCAAUCCAAGCAGAGAGACAGAGAUGGAGACAGGGAUUCGCCCAGUCUCCACCGCCAGCAGAGCAGGGGCGGGCAGCUGCAGGCGCAGUAUGCUCACGAGCGCACUCGCGAUGCUGCCGUCGCUGUAUCCGGUGCGCACCACAAAGAGAGCAACACUGGUCGUUUGAAGCAGAUCCUUGACGAUCCCGCCCUCAGAAGUCUCUUCCGUGAGUUCCUCAGAAGCAACUUCUGCGAAGAGAAUCUGUCGUUCUGGCUCGAUGUGCACGACUUCAAGAGGAAGUUCUCUACUACUUCCUCGGCCGUAGCGCGGCCGCAGCACUUUGGCAUCUUCUCUAAACAGUCACAUUCACAUGCCCACGACAAGAAGGCGACACCAACAGCGAUGCAGCAGCACCAACAAGACAUCAACGCUAUGGCGUGCGUCAUCUACAACACUUACCUCGCACCCAGCUCACCAAGCGAGCUCAACAUCGACCAUGGGCUACGAGCGGAAUUGGUGAGCUAUAUGACUGGGAUAAAGCGGGAGGCGCGCGACAAGUACGGGACGGAGAUCAGACCUGAUACUGAGGUUGGGGAGGAGAUUGGUAUCGGACAGAUGCCACUGCAAGCUUCGCAGGUCAGUCGCCUCAUUUUCCUUUAUGAGCGCAUCCAAGCGUAUAUCUUCCGCCUGAUGGCCACGGAUAGCGUACCAAAGUUCGUGCGCACGGAACGUUUCCUCAAUCUCAUGAAGACUUUCGAGGAGUAUCAGGCAAGCUUGGCGGAGAACGCGCCGCCUGUGCCUCCCCUUCCACUGCCAAAGGAAGGAGACAACAAGUCGCAGUCGCAGUCACGCGGCUCACUCAACACACCCUCCACUACAUCCCUGCGCUCGUCGAAGAAAAGCCAGGAGGCUCUCACUGUUGGUGGUGCACACGCAGCUGCGAAUUCCAAUCCAUCGCUGCGUAGUAAGAAGAGUUUCGGGGAGAAUUAA
Molecule: messenger RNA, 1968 nt
Organism: Wallemia ichthyophaga EXF-994
Lineage: Eukaryota; Fungi; Basidiomycota; Wallemiomycetes; Wallemiales; Wallemiaceae
Product: Developmental regulator flbA
Exons: 4
Coding region: 1-1968 (655 amino acids)
Biological process (GO): intracellular signal transduction
Source: RefSeq, a predicted model, not a curated record